AGAGGGCCUGGGGCGGAUGGAGCCUUCAGCCAGCAGGAGGGCACAGGGAGACAACCUGAGCUACUUCAUAGAGGAUCCAGGCACCGGGACGCUGUACAGGAGGGGCCAGCUCUUGGGAAAGGGAGCUUUCGGCCAGUGCUACAAGUUCACGGACACGUCCACCGGCAAGGUCUACGCUGUCAAGAUCGUCCCCCAGUCCCGCAUCUCCCAGCUGGAGAGCAGGGGGAAGGUCGAGAGGGAAAUCGAGCUGCACAGCCACCUGAACCAUCGGCACGUCGUGGGCUUCCACCGGCACUUUGCUGACCGGGGCAACAUCUACAUGAUCCUGGAGUACUGCAGCCGCAAGUCCCUUGCCCACAUCCUGAAGGCCAGGAAAACGCUGACGGAGCCAGAGGUCCGAUAUUACCUGAGGCAGAUCGUUGCGGGGCUAUGCUACCUCCACCAGCAGGGCAUCAUCCACCGCGACCUCAAGCUGAGUAACUUCUUCCUCACGAAAAAUAUGCAGGUGAAGAUCGGGGACCUGGGGCUGGCGACGAGAGACGAGCAGGCCAGCCAAAGACGGGGCGUGGUGUGUGGGACGCCCAACUACCUGGCCCCCGAGGUGAUCGCCAAGAAGGGGCACUCCUUCCAGUCCGACAUCUGGGCCCUGGGCUGCAUCAUGUACACGGCUCUGACAGGCUGCUCCCCCUUCGAGAUCACCCACAAGCAGGAGAUGUACCAGUGCAUCCGGGAGGGCCGGUACCCCGCCCCCAACCACCUCUCGCCCGGCGCCAGGAAGCUGAUCGGCCGCCUGCUGGCGCCCCGCCCCUCGGAGCGGCCCAGCCUGGAGGAGGUGCUGGAGCACGAAUUCUUCACCCAGGGUUUCACUCCGGACAAGCUGCCGUCCCGCGCCUGCCACUCGGUGCCCGUCUUCGCCCUGCCCAAUCCAAUCGGCAAGCUCCUGCAGAAGGCGGCCAAAGUGCUGUUCAGGGGGUUGCCGUGCCAGGAGCCCCAGGCAGGUAGCCCGGUGCCCGGCGAGGAGCCGGAGAAGCUGACGAGCCAAUCCUGGCAGGCUCAGAACCUGCCCAGCACGGAGCAGCACAGCGAGGUGGAAGGAGGCAGUGUCCAGGCUAUGCCAUUGACCAAGGGCCCCCACAUGUUCUCCAUCCAUCUGCUCAUGACGGGAGCUCUCAGGCCCAGAUGCUCCAGUGCCGACUCAGAUGAAGGCUGGAGCGUGGGGAGCGCGGUGCAGUCAGUCACGAGGGUGCUGAGCAGCUGCCUGGAGAACAUGCCUCUGGCCGAGCACAACCCUGUGCAGCGCCUGGCGCCACCCGUCCUCUGGGUCACCAGGUGGGUGGAUUAUUCCAACAAGUACGGCUUCGGCUACCUGCUCUCGGACGGCUCUACGGGCGCCCUGCUCGCCGACGGCACCCACCUAGCCCUCUGCCCGCAGCCCCCGCGUGUCUGCUACUGCCCAGGGCGUGGGGAGGCCAUGUCCUUCCCCCGGAGCGACGUGCCCGCCUUCCUGGCCACGAAGAUGGGCAUCCUGCACUUCUUCUCCCAGUACAUGCAGCAGAAGCUGCUGGAGGGGGGGAGCGAGCCGGCGGGUCCCAGCAGCUCCUCGGACGCCCCCUGUCUCCUAUGCUGUGCCAAGUCGGACCGGGCGCUGCUGAUGCUCUUCAGCAAUGGGACGCUGCAGGUCAAUUUCUAUCACGACCACACCAAGCUCGUGCUGAGCUGCCCAGGGGGCGGGCACCUCCUGACCUUCAUCGACCAGCAGCGCAUCAGUGCCACCUUCCCGCUGGGCGCCCUGGCCGCAGGGGGCUGCGCCCCGGCCCUGCGGGAGCGCCUGCAGUAUGCCCUCGACAUGGCCCACUGCCUGUAGCUGCCUCCGCUGUCCCCCCGGGACUCUCCCGCCCCCAGGAGCCAGACCCACUGCCCAGCACCUGGCGUGGCAUGGACAUGGACACAGGGCGGCUGAGGUGAUGUUGUGGCCCAGGGCAGGCCCAUUAGGGGCUCUUAUGGGACCCAAUUUGAUGAUCAAACUCUACUCCCUGGCUUGGGGGGGUGCUGUGGAGACAUGGGUCCUUUCCACUCUGCCCCUCGCUCCCCCUGGAAUCAACGGGGCCUGGAGGUGCCCGUUUGCCCGAUGCUAAUGCCGGCCCAGGAGCUUCACCCACUGGCGUCCCCUGAGGAUGGGAUUUGGGGCGCUGCAAACGGGCCUUGGCCUCCAGGGGUGGCUCCCAAAGGGGAGCUGGAGCAGCGGUUGGCGGGGGCCACUAGGCUGCCUGGAAUGGCUGGGGCCAGUGGCCAGGCAAACUGGGGAGUUGCCUGCAGGGUCUGGGACUGGAGCUGGCCGGGCCUGACUGCUCUGCACUGGCGGAGGGUGGGGAAGGAGCCUGCUAGGCCAGGCUCCCGCCCAGACUGGAGCCAGGAUGGGAAGGGGGCACUGAAAGCCAAGGUUACGUGAUGGAGGGAGGUGCUCUGAGGAGGCAAGAGAACCCAGGAGUGCAAAUGCAGGAGGUGUGACAGGGUCAGGCCAGAUGGUUACAGGAGAGUGAUCCUAUUGGGAUCCAGGAAGUGGGGGGGGGGCAGAAGCCCACUGCUAAAGGACCCCCCUCAGUCUAAGGGGAGGAUCCACAGGACCUGGAAACCAAGUGAUUCCGGGGGACAACUAAUGAAAUAACAGGGACAGGAGUGCGGUCAAAGGGUCAAAUGAAGGGAACCUGAUGGGGACACUGAGCAGAGAACCCCAGACAGCACCCAGUGCUCCUCGAAGGCGUCAAGGGAGCCAGUGGAUGCCGCCCAGAGGAACUCUGCCCAGAUGCAUGAACAGACAGAAGGCAGAUAUAUUAGCCCCAGAUUAAGCAGUUCCCUUUUCCCUGGGUAAGGAAACAGGGGCAGUUCCAGAACAAUCAGGAACGUGCUGGAACCAUGUAAGGUAGGCAGGCUUAUUAGGAUACCUGGAGCCAAUUAAGGGGCGUGGGCAUGGGCAUGCUGGUGCUGCUGCUGCUGGAGGACUGAGGAGUACAAAUGCUACCUGGCGUCAGGAGGAAGGUCCUGUGGUGAGGUUAGAGAAGGGGUUAGGAGGAGGCCAUGGGGAAAUAGCCCAGGGAGUUGUAGCUGUCACAAGAAACACUGUAGACUGCUGUGAUCCACAGCGCCCUGGGCCCGGGAUCCCCCCAACUCCCUAUUGGAUACAGGAGUUGCCCUGGACUGUGGUCCCACCAGAGGGGAAGGUCCCUGGCCUGUCGCCCAACCCACGAGGUGGAUCAGCAGAGACUGUGGGGAUUGUUCUCCUUCCGUUUCCCCGCACUGGCCAGUGCUGAGGGUAGCUGAGUGAACGGCGGGUUUGAGCCACUAGCCAAAGUGGCCAAACUGAGGGCUGCCGUGGACCUCAGAGGCGAGCAAAUCCACCAAUAAGCGCAGGACCCACCAAGGCAGAGGAGGAACUUUGUCACAGACGGGGAGGGAGCUGGCUGGAGGGCAAGUGGCGGAAGGUGAAGGAGCUGUGGGGAGGUCAGGGGUGUCUGGUUGGUUCUGGGCCCCACUGAGUCUGAACUCCUCUCCCUGCCCAAGGAGGCAGCCUGGCCUGGCCCGGCCCAGUGGUUCCGGCCGCACCCUGGCUUGUGAGUGAGGGUGGGGCAGGUGCCAGCUGGUGCUGAGGGUGGGGGGGAGCAGGGACAGAGAGGGGCUGUUCACACACACGUACCCCAGUGCUGGGGGGUGCAGAAACCACCGGGACAGCAUGGAGGGGCAGGGCAAUGCAGGAUGUGAAGUGGGGGCCUGCAGAGAGGGUGCGAGGGGAAUGGGCAGAGCUGCGAGGCCCAGGAGAGCCCAGGGCUCGGAGAGCCCGACCAGCGGGUCUCUAGCUGCAGCCCGCUGGCAGCGCAGGGGCUGGGCUGGCGUAAGUCACAGAAACGCUGUUCCACAUUAAACUCCUAUGGCCGCCG
Molecule: messenger RNA, 3932 nt
Organism: Caretta caretta (loggerhead turtle)
Lineage: Eukaryota; Metazoa; Chordata; Testudines; Cheloniidae
Gene: PLK5
Product: polo like kinase 5 (inactive)
Biological process (GO): protein phosphorylation; regulation of G1/S transition of mitotic cell cycle; mitotic spindle organization
Cellular component (GO): centrosome; nucleus; cytoplasm
Molecular function (GO): protein binding; protein kinase activity; ATP binding
Source: RefSeq, a predicted model, not a curated record